Messenger RNA from Nannospalax galili (Upper Galilee mountains blind mole rat), 1134 nucleotides. It is a transcript of the gene Cmtm2, whose product is annotated as CKLF like MARVEL transmembrane domain containing 2. The transcript is spliced from 3 exons. The coding region runs from base 321 to 671 and encodes 116 amino acids. The record is from RefSeq and is a predicted model, not a curated record. Lineage: Eukaryota; Metazoa; Chordata; Mammalia; Rodentia; Spalacidae.
AAUCCUGGAGCUGCUUUGCAAAGAAGACCUCACUAGGACCAGGAGGGAAGCUCUGUAUGACGCAGGGACCCCAGCGGAGGCUCCUGUGUGGAGGGCGGGUGCGUCUGUACUCUGCUGGGCAGAGGUGAUCACGCUGGUCCACGAGAGACAGGGUGGGCAUGCGCCUAAUGGGUGAAGGCGUUGGAAUUCUCUGGCCCCAGCGGUUAGUUGAACACAGCCCUUGAGCAGGUCGGUAGACAACCAGGCUCUCUCUGGAGCCAGCCCUGUCUAAGGACUGCAGGCGAGGGUAGGCAGGGAGAGGUUGAGAACACCUGCCCACCAUGACAGACGCUCCAAAACGAAGGCCAGUCAGAGAGCCCAAGGAUGAGGUGGGUGCAAGAAAAGGGUUUGGACGCUACAAGUGGGAAUUCAAAGACAGCAAUCGAGAGUUCUGGGUUAUGGGACAUGCCCCACUCAAGAUCCUGACUUUGGGCUGCCUCAUCGCUGGACUGUUUCUGUUUGACACGGUAGCCACACACCCCAUCUUGAUUCUGGUCCUCUCUAUGGAGGUGUCCAUCUUCAUCUUCUUCGUAGUUCUCAACACCUUCGCUGUCCACAGAUACAUGCCCUUCAUCUUGUGGCCGGCUGCUGAAAAAGAAGUUGCGGAAAAACUGUUUUCAACUGAUGAGUGAAAGCUCUUGACAAACUAGGACUACAGGACAUUUCCUUAUCUGAGUAAUGAGUAUUUACCCAAAUCUUCAAUAAACACUGUAUUUGAUGAUGAAGCCUUUGUUUAGAAUUCCUGCCACCCUCACUCCUUUCGAACUGAAAAUUUGGUAAAAUAAAAGGCUGUAUGAAGAUGUAGGAGGAAGGGUAGCUGUCUCCAGUUAGGGAGUUCUCACCAGAAACCUGAUUUGCUGGUACUUUGAUCUUGGAUUUCCAGCCCCUAUAAUUACAAAAAAUAAAUAUCUGUUGAAGUCAUCCACUCAGUCAUAAUUUAUAAUGGCAGCCUGAGCAGAAUAUGGGAUUAGAGAAGAGAAUUCAGACUUAUACACAUCUUGUGACUUGUAUAUGACAGAGGUAGCAUUAAAAAACAGUUGGAUAGGGCUAGAGAGAUGGCUCCACAGUUAAGAGCACCAGCUGCUUCUGCAGAGG